This is a messenger RNA of Peronospora matthiolae, 537 nucleotides long. NCBI's taxonomy places the organism in Eukaryota, Oomycota, Peronosporomycetes, Peronosporales, Peronosporaceae. The record is from the annotation of a GenBank genome assembly.
AUGGCACGUACCAAGCAGACCGCCCGCAAGUCCACCGGUGGCAAAGCCCCCCGCAAGCAACUUGCAACCAAAGCUGCGCGCAAGUCCGCCCCGACAGCUGGUGGCGUCAAGAAGCCGCACCGCUACCGUCCGGGCACGGUCGCUCUGCGGGAGAUCCGCAAGUACCAAAAGUCGACGGACCUGUUGAUCCGCAAAUUGCCCUUCCAGCGCCUCGUGCGGGAGAUUGCGCAGGACUACAAGACGGACUUGCGCUUCCAAAGCACGGCCAUUCUGGCCUUGCAAGAGGCGUCGGAAGCCUACCUGGUGGGCCUCUUUGAGGACACGAAUUUGUGCGCGAUUCACGCGAAACGCGUCACGAUCAUGCCCAAGGACAUUCAAUUGGCGCGGCGCAUUCGCGGCGAGCGCACCAACUCGAGUCUCUGCUUCACCCGUGGCCCCAACCGCGUCGUAAUAACGGCACGAGUCACUUGUCUAGAACCCGCUGCAAAUCCCACUUUUCAGCCAGCUGCAAAGAAUGCACUUCACGCCUAUGUGUGA